Oryzias melastigma (Indian medaka) is the source of this 724-nucleotide messenger RNA. It is a transcript of the gene rbis, whose product is annotated as ribosomal biogenesis factor. Gene Ontology annotation, biological process: ribosome biogenesis. Gene Ontology annotation, cellular component: nucleolus. The transcript has 4 exons. Lineage: Eukaryota; Metazoa; Chordata; Actinopteri; Beloniformes; Adrianichthyidae. Bases 125 to 415 code for a protein of 96 amino acids. The record is from RefSeq and is a predicted model, not a curated record.
AUUUUAUACAAGACUGGCAAUUUUAUUUUGAAAGACGACGGAAGGUGGAGUCGCAUGUUUGUGACGUCAAAGACACGUGCCGGUCGCACAUGAGGGAAUCAAAACAGACUCACCAACAGGGAACAUGGGGAAGAACAAACAAAAGGGGAAAAAAACGAAAACCGUCUUCCAAGUGGCCAACAGGCCGAUGAAGAUGAAGCACAAAGCCAAGGCGGUCACCACCGCCCUCAAACACAUCAACGCUGGGAAACGGGAGAAGGUGGAGAGUCUGAAUCAAAUGUUCUCUGAAGUUCAGAGGGAUCUGAAGAGCGUCUCCAAGACGACCGAACCCCCGAAGAAGACGCAGAUGAUCAAAGAGCCGCCCAAAGAACCAGUAAAUGUUGACAACGCAGCUCAGCUGUUUUCCCAGCUUUGAUGGACCAAAAGCACCAAAGAACGUUUCUGUCAUGUGUGGUUAAAAAAGCAGCAGAAGGACAUUUGAACGCUCACUGUUAGAUGGUUUAUUCAUGAAAACUGUCAAACGAUUUAUGAUUUAAUUUAAAAAAUCCUCAUAAAAUCAUCAAACAUCAAAGAUUUAUUUUUUAUUUUGCUUCUCAUCAAACCUCCUUUGGAUGCUAAUUAUUGAUGCAACAAACGAUGAAGAUUUCUGAGAAGUUUGUUUCAUGAAUGUGUUCCUAUCACACAAAUUACAUAAUAAAAAUAUAUUAAAGAUAAUGAAAAAUCA